Aureobasidium musti is the source of this 180-nucleotide messenger RNA. The record is from the annotation of a GenBank genome assembly. Lineage: Eukaryota; Fungi; Ascomycota; Dothideomycetes; Dothideales; Saccotheciaceae.
AUGCUCAUCCGUUCUACCCUCGGUGCCUCGUUCGGUGUCAUCUUCUCUGUCCUCCUCUUCAAGCGUCGCGCAUGGCCUGCCUUUGUCGGUUUCGGUUUCGGUGCCGGUAGAGCCUGGGAGGAGUGCGACAACCGCGCUGCUGCCCCCACCAGAGACGGUCUGAGAACCAUGAGACAAUAA